GUACGGUAUACUACUUUCUUAUUAAGAUAAAUAGGACAUUUAUAUUUAACAAUGUUAUAAAAAAAGCAAGCCGAGUGCAAUAUUCUUCUAUUGUACAUAGAAAGCCAAUUAAGUUCCCUGAGCUUAUGUGAUACACGCUGCCUUCGUUUAAUGCCACAUAUAAAUCGUAUACAAGAGUUUUGUACUUUCUGCACUCUUUCAGCCUGAGUUGUGUCCAAAUAGGGCCCAUAAACGCUAUCAGCAAAAUUAAAAUGUGACAACACAAGUGCUUCACACAAUUCUAUUUUUGUUUUCCUUUCUAAAGAAUGUCGGUGGGGAAAAAGGGAUUUCAGGGCUGAGUAAGAUUUUUUAAUACAUGAAGUUAUAUGUUCAUCAAAUUUAAGUUUAUUAUCAAUUAUUAAACCUAGGUUCUUUGAAGAGUUUCUAAAAGAGAUGUUACACUGCCCAAUAGUGAGUCUUAAUUUAUUAUAAAUUAUUUCUCGAAGUCUUUCACUGCAGAAAAGUAAAGCCACUGACUUUUGUGGAUUUAAUUUUAAUAAAUGAUCUUCCGAUAGUGCGUUAAACGGUAGGUCUGGCACCACUGAACUGAAUCGCAAUUCCGAUUGUGAUCUAUUUAUAACCUCUUCGCCUAGAACAUUGUUGCCAAUAUUACGCUUAUUUUGCAUAAAAUGGAAACUCUUAAAUUGCGGGAUCAUUUCAACCCGCAGGGAUCAUUUUACCCCGACGUUCCGGCUAUAUUAUUAUUAACUGAAAUUUGUGAAGUUGCAUUGUUUGGAUUUUCUUCGACGGAGAGCAGAACGUUUAAUUUUGUUUCUUCAGAAAUUUCUAGACGACCUGAUCUUGGCAAUUCCCUAACAUGACCUGAAGUUAUGAAUUUGUGCUCUAUUCUACUAGCUGUUGACUGAGAAAUUGGAUGGUUUGGGUAUUUGGCAUUAAACAGUUCACUUACUUCUUUUUACUUGCGCACUCGAUCCCCGUAGGCCCUAGCAUCAUCAAAAUUUCAAUUCGUUGGGUUUCCGUUAAAUUAACCAUAAUUUAUUCUGAUAAAAACUAUUAAUUUUCGAACUGACAGUGACAUUUGAAAAUGGAGAUUCUUUACAAGUGCAACCAUGGAAAUAGAAACAAUUGGCAGUGUUUAUGACAUUAUUUUUAUCCUCGAUUUUAGCUUAAUUUGUAAAUAGACGUACUUAUUUGUUUUCUUGUUAUUUAAAUGUAAAUAUUUCGGCAACAGUUGAGUUUUGAGAUAAGGUGUCUUAUACGAAACUUGCUUGGAAUUUCGCCUAUAUUUCAUAAAUGCAAUAAAAAAUAUAGCAUUCCAUUUAAAAAAAUGACCGAUGACGUCAUAUCUUUUUUUUGUUCCACCCUGUAUACAAAAAUGUAUGUCAAAUAAUGCGCAACUUAAAAUAACAAUCGACGGGUUCGAGCGUUUUCUCAAAAAAUUAUGUCUCUAAUUUUUAUCGAAUUUAUGCGGAACUUUAGGCGGUCACUGUAUAAUAACCGAGUUUUUACAAUCUUAAUUGAAGUCGAAUAUAUUAAGAGUUUAUGAAAAUGCCUGUCAAUAACCUGAUUUUUGUAGUCGCUACUGUAUUACUUCUUAAAAUGUGACCAGUUAGACUUCCACUGGUACUUCUUCUCUUGAGCAAUAUCUAUGGUUACAAAUAGUUAUAGAUAAGUAUCAUUAAAUACUAAAAAAAUCAGCACUCAUUUCUUUCCUUACGCUAAAAUGGACUAAAUUAUCGUUAUCUGUGAAAUUCAUAUAUGUAUCUUCUUACGGUUUUGGUUAACUAAUAUUCGUAUUACUUUAUUUAUAUGGCAGAUAUCAGUCGAUAGCAACAAACAAUGAUUACUAUAAUAUUAAUACACUUUUUUGCCUUUGUACUACUAUUAUUUAUUGUUAAAUUAAAAACAUAUCCCAAAGAGAUGUUGACGGAUUGUUUAAGAACAUUGACCUUUUUAUCGAUUGCAUGUUUCAUACUCAGCCCCCUACUUAUAGAUAUUAACUGGGAUAAGUUAAGAUUUAAUGCUACAACUCCAAUAAAAGUGGGCUGUGGGCAAAAACACUUUGUGUCGAUUCUCGUUCAUGUAGACCUAAUAGGAUUGCAUAUUCAUGUUAACGGUUCUACACCCAAUCAUGGCUGCUUAAUGAAUGAAAAAAUCUUUUUUGAUAAAAAAUACGAAUGGUAUAGGUAUUCAGGUCGUUACCUAAAAGACCAUUUACUACAAGAGAAAAUGUCUCAGGCUCCAAAGCCUGUCUUAGAAAUUCUAGAACAAUUUUUAACUUCCAAUGGGAAAUAUCGUACAUACGAAGUCAUUGGGUGGUACUGUCAAUCAAGUCUUUGGAGCUCUUUCGUCAUCUUUCUUGCAGCUUUAGUUCUGUUUCGGAAUGAUUUUCUGCUAGGUAUAUGGUUUCUGUUUACGGCUGGAGCAUUAGAACUACUGUCAGCGAUCAUUUGGCUUCUCGGGAGCUACUUAACUGGAUUUGAAAUUCAUUUGGAAGAGUUUGCUCUUAAACCGAAACCGGCGUUGGGAUUUUGGAUCAAUGUCUGUGGAGGAAUAUAUUGCUUAUUAAUUUCAUUUAUUUUGUUACUGUUGCACCAAAAAUUUAAAACUACUACAUAUAUGUUACUUGGAAUAGAUCUCAUUAAUUAUAAAGAAGACAAUAUUACUAUACGAACGUCUACUAGAAAGAUUAAAGAGGAACCCACUGAAAGAAUUAAUAUGGUUAGAUAUGGUCCCUCGCCUUCGGUACCAUUAACUGAAUCAACAGAAGAUCAUUAUGAGUAUUUUUAAUGCUUAUUUGUAUUUUUUUAAACAUGAUUAUACUAGGAUAAAUUAUAAAAAUAUAAAUAAA
Messenger RNA from Anthonomus grandis grandis, 2851 nucleotides. RefSeq names its product dual oxidase maturation factor 1-like. Bases 1840 to 2790 code for a protein of 316 amino acids. Lineage: Eukaryota; Metazoa; Arthropoda; Insecta; Coleoptera; Curculionidae. The record is from RefSeq and is a predicted model, not a curated record. Gene Ontology annotation, biological process: protein transport. The transcript has 7 exons. Gene Ontology annotation, cellular component: endoplasmic reticulum membrane.